Molecule: messenger RNA, 798 nt
Organism: Parastagonospora nodorum SN15
Lineage: Eukaryota; Fungi; Ascomycota; Dothideomycetes; Pleosporales; Phaeosphaeriaceae
Exons: 4
Coding region: 1-798 (265 amino acids)
Biological process (GO): mitochondrial respiratory chain complex IV assembly
Cellular component (GO): mitochondrial intermembrane space
Source: RefSeq, a predicted model, not a curated record
AUGACGCUAACGUUUAAGCUCACUCCACCACAACUCAUCCUCGACGCCGUAAACCUCAUUGCCUCUUACGGACGAGCACUGCGCACCGCUACACCACAACCCACUCCUCAAAACGCCACUUCUGCCAAGAUGAGCACAUUCGGUGGAGCUGGAUUAGGACAAAAGAUCCAGAAGCCGAAUCCGCCUGAGCGCGGCUCCUUCCCCCUCGAUCACGAUGGUACGCCUACUUCAACCCGCCGAGACCCCUCGCUCUACCUUAUGGCCCAUCACAACCGCGCCGAGCACUACAAAAGUCUGACAUGUAUCAAGUCCCACCGAGGCUCCAACGACCCCGAGUGUCGUAACCUGUCCAAAUCGUACCUCUCGUGCCGCAUGGAUCGGUACGUACACACCAGCCUCUUCGUCAUAUGCCUCCAGCCCCAUCCCACACACGUCCCCAUUGGCCCGGGCUACGACGUCUUCUCGUCAAGCAAGGGAGCAGAAGAUCUUGUGAUACCGACCUGUCAGAAUCUUUCGAACCAGGUUGCUGGGAAAAACAGCAGACCUGCCUUCGAAGCAACCCCAAUCCCCACUUCCUUCUGUCACACUGCUUCGGCAGCAUCCGAGUGGAGCCCAACGCUGCCCCAAUUGCGUCUGGAGAGGCUUGUGCUGACGAUUCCCAAUAGAAACCUCAUGGCCCCUGACUCGUUCAAGAACCUUGGAUUCGGUGACGAUAGCGACACCCCAGCUGGCAAUGCAACCUCAACGCAACCAUCGCAGCCCCAGGCUCAAGUUCAAGAUAGGCCUCGCGGAUCCUAG